Limanda limanda (common dab) is the source of this 5667-nucleotide messenger RNA. It is a transcript of the gene tpk2, whose product is annotated as thiamin pyrophosphokinase 2. The record is from RefSeq and is a predicted model, not a curated record. Lineage: Eukaryota; Metazoa; Chordata; Actinopteri; Pleuronectiformes; Pleuronectidae. Gene Ontology annotation, molecular function: 8-oxo-dGDP phosphatase activity. Bases 91 to 1137 code for a protein of 348 amino acids. The transcript is spliced from 8 exons.
GAGGAGGAGGAGGAAUUGGAUACUCGCUGCAUAGUUCAUGGUGAUCUAUGUCCAGUCCAACUGGGACAUUACAGUGUAGCAGUGUUUAACAUGACUAGCGCUGCUUGGUCAGAGAAGAUGGUCAAACUCCUCAGUCGAAUGAAUAACUUUUACUCAGCAGGCUCCUCUCGUGUCAGCUGCUGCAGGUUUGAGAUCGACUCAGCGCAGGUCGGUUGGAUUCCUCCUCACGUGGCUGCGCUGUUGACACGGUAUCCAGAUGUGUUCAAUCCGCCACACGGUGGCGCAGUGACGCUGUGUCACAGUCUGGACUCAUACGGGAGGAGAUCAGAGGCUGUGGACGCUGUCCUGCAGUCUCUCAGACAUGAGGCGUCCCUGAGCUGCCUCAGAGGAUGGAGGGACGAGAGGUAUAGUGUGAUGCCAACAUUUUCAGAUCCUCCUCUGAUGUGGAUGGAAAGAGCAGCUACAAGUCUUUUUGGGGUGAAACGGUAUGGAGUCCAUAUCAAUGGUUACACCGUCAGUGACAGUGGGGAAGUCAGUAUGUGGCUGGCUCGACGCUCCAAAACUAAGCAGACAUUCCCUGGAGUUCUGGACAAUCUGGCAGCAGGUGGUCUGUCUGCUGGUGUUGGCGUUAAAUAUACUCUUGUGAAAGAAUGUCAGGAGGAAGCAUGUAUCCCAGCAGCCAUUGCUGAUAAGGCAUGUCCUGUAACCACAGUAAGCUACACCUAUGAGGAUGAAGAGGGGGUUUUUGCAGAGAGUCAGCUUGUCUAUGAUCUGGAGCUUCCUCGCAAGUUCAAGCCCAGUGUGGGGGAUGGAGAGGUGCAGGAUUUCUACCUCCUGCCCAUUGAUAAGGUGAAAGAACUGCUGGCCACUGAUGACUUCAAACCCAACUCAGCCAUGGUGGUCUUGGACUUCCUCAUUAGACAUUCAUUUAUCGAGCCUGACACAGGAAGUCUUCCGAUGAUUGUAUUGUAUUUCAUCUCCUUUCAGAGCCAUACUAUCAGGAAUUUGUGGCAGGGCUCCAUCGGACACUAUAGAGUGAAGCUGAGGACUGAGGCCAGUGAUGUCACUGUGUUAGAUAUAGAUGCUUUUAGACAUGCACUGAACUCUGGAGAUCCUCCAGAGGGGCUGUAUGUGUGAUUGCAAAUGUCCAAGUGAGAGGCUCCGGACUUUUUCUGGAGUUUCUUUGGCCGGCCCCCUAGUAUUAAGUCUGCAGAAAGUCCAGAGGAGCUGAUGUGAGAGCACAGCAAAAUAUCCUCUGAAGUAUUCAUCGCAUGCGAGUGGGGGUUUUGAUGAUGUUUCUAACACAGGACAGAAGCGAAAAAAUAAAAAUAAAACAUAUCUCCAGAUGAAAAAGUGUUGUCACACAAAGAAAACACAGACAGAGACGUCAAGAGAGGUUGUGUAAACAAAACGUGAUCUCUUUACUGGUAUUGAAACCUUAAAUCCUGCGUCUGUCUGCUGCUCCACCCCUCACCUGAAUCCUCCUUAAAAUUUCUGUGUUGUUGUGAACACGUCUGAGUGAAUCUGCUGCGUGUGAAAAGGCAAAACUCUGCAGAAAGUCUGACCCAAUACUGCAGACGUCCUCCGGAGCGCAUAUGUUAGAAUGAUUAUACACUGCUCAAAAAAAUGAAAGGAACACUUUUUUAUCAGGGUAUGGCAUGAAUUCAAUUGCAGAGGGGGUUGUUAAUCAGUUUCAGCUGCAUUGGUUUUGAUGGAAUUAACAACAGGUGCACUAGAGGCGACCCCCAAAAUAGGAGUGGUUUUGCAUGUGGAGGCCAUUUCAAGUUUCUCCCUCUUGAUCAAUUCGACUGGUUUUCCAUUAGUGUUGACUUUAGCUAGAGUCAUUAUCUCUACUGGGAGCAUGAGGCGAUUUCUUAACCCUACAGAAGUUGCACAGAUUGUCCAACUCCUCCAGGAUGGCACAUCCAUGCGUGCCGUUGCAAGGAGAUUUGAUGUGUCUCCCAGCAUAAUCUCCAGAACAUGGAGGAGAUUCCAGGAGACAGGCAGUUACUCUAGGAGAGCUGGACAGGGCCGUAGAAGGUCCUCAACCCAUCAGCAGGACCGAUAUCUGCUGCUUUGUGCAAGGAGGAACAGGUUGAGCACUGCCCGAGCCCUACAGAAUGACCUCCAGCAGGCCACUGGUGUGAAUGUCUCUGACCAAACAGUCAGAAACAGACUUCAUGAGGGUGGCCUCAGGGCGUGACCUCCAGUAGUGUGCCCUGUGCUCACUGCCCAGCACAGUGGAGCUCAAUUGGCAUUUGCUAUAGAACACCAGAAUUGGCAUGUCUGCCACUGGCGCCCUGUGCUUUUCACAGAUGAGAGCAGGUUCACCCUGAGCACCUGUGAUAGACGUGAAAGGGUCUGGAGAAGCCAAGGAGAACGCUAUGCUGCCUGCAACAUCGUUCAGCAUGACCGGUUUGGUGGUGGGUCAGUGAUGGUCUGGGGAGGCAUAUCCAUGGAGGGACGCACAGACCUCUACAGGCUAGAGAACGGCAGUCUUACUGCCAUUAGGUAUCGGGAUGAAAUCCUUGAACCCAUGGUCAGACCCUAUGCUGGUGCAGUAGGUCCUGGGUUCCUCCUGAUGCACGAUAAUGCCCGGCCUCAUGUGUCAAGGGUAUGCAGGCAGUACCUGGAGGAUGAAGAAAUUGAAUGGCCCUCAUGAUCACCUGACGUAAACCCGAUAGAACACCUCUGGGACAUUAUGUUUCGGUCCAUCAGACGCUGGCAGGUUGCUCCUCAGACUUUACAGGAGCUCACUGAUGCCCUUAGACAGAUCUGGGAAGACAUCCCACAAGACACCAUCCGUUGUCUCAUUAGGAGCAUGGCGCGAAGUUGUCAAGCAUGCAUACAAGCACGUGGGGGCCACACAAGAUAUUGAGAAGCAUUUUGAGUUGCAGAAAUUGAAUUUUGGCAAAACGGACACGCCUGCCACAUCACUUUUUCACUAUGAUUUUCGGGGUGUCUAUAAAAUUGAGCCCUCUGUAGGCUGAAAACUUUUAUUUCCAUCAAAGAUGUGGCAUCCUUUUGUUCCUAAGACAUUAAACUGUCCAUAUCAGUAUAAAUAUCCAACAUAAUUUUUUUUCACAAUGAGAUCUGAUGUGUUUUCAAAGUGUUCCUUUAAUUUUUUUGAGCAAUGUAUUUACAUGUAUCUCAGCACAUCACAGCCCAGAAGCCAAGUUGUGUCCUGUUGCUGUGAGACAAAAUCCAUCUAGAAGUGACUGAGCCUCAUCAGGGAGGUGAGGGGUGGGGUUCAUCUGAUGAAUCUGGGGACCUAGAACUAGAUGACCCCGUCAUCUGCUAAUUGUAUUCAAGGCAGGCAAAUACAGACAACUAUCUGUCUCAACCAUAUCAAGAAGUGUAAAUAAAUAAGUAGUUCCUCACAAUAAUAUGCUAUCUCAACAUUCUCGGGUAUUCAAAUGUGAAUUUAAUUAACAUUGUUCUAAUUAGUGACAAGACUCUGUCAACUCACAUCCACAUACACAAGAACACUGCAAGCACAUGACAGUAACUUGUGAAGUGAGGGGACAUAGAUGGUGUGGUAUUGGUGCUGUACUGAUCUCACUUAAACUGGUUGGAAAGGUUAAUGGGUGGAAAUGUUGGAUCUGUCACACAAACUGUCCCUAAUUACGAGAAUGAUCUUGGAUCUUUCAGUCAGAACAGGGGAAUCUGAGCCCACCGAAUUCCGACGACACAUCUAAUAAGAUUUUAAAAACAUUUUGAUGCUGCUUGUAAAACUGAGAAUGUUAACCCAUUUCCACCAACUUCUGGAAAUCUGUGUGAUGUGAUACUCAGCCUGACACAUGGGGAACCUUGAAAACGUUGGGAUCUCGAUGGACAAUAACAUGAUUCGUCAUAACUGAAAUGGUGUUAAGAGAGAAAGCACAAGCAACCAGAGGCAGAAUUUAGUCAUUCUCGGUUACAAUUUAUUUCCUUUAGAAUGCGUUACAAAAGACAACUGGAGAAAUGUCGGGAUACAUUUGUAUACAAAAGAAUAUUACAAAUGACUGAUCCUUAAGGAGUUGCUUGCAUUUUGUAUUUCAUAAUCUGACAUCAUAUAUUUUCCAAGUGUUUACCACACCGACCUCGUGAUUUUAGCUGUGUGCAAAUAAUACAACAAAAACCAGUAGAAUAUCACAAAGUGAACUUAACAUACAACAGAGCAGAAAAGUAACAGCUGUAGACAUGAGUGAACUGGCAGAGUGUGUGUGUGUGUGGGGGGGGGACCCUGUCAAUGUCUAACAUCCAGAGAACAAAAGAAGGGUUAAAACACUGAGGUGUGGAAUUACUGUAUGUUGCAGAUGAACAUUCACUAUAGCUGACAGUCCCAUGGCACUGAUUCCAUCAACUAUCCUCUGAGCGUCACUUCUUCAACACAAAAACUGUUUUCACUCACUUCCACAAGUGACUCAAGUCCACUGCAAAGUUUCACGUUAAAAGCCAACUGGCGGCAAGCAAUAUAUCCUAUUACCUAAUGUCAAAUAUUGGUAAAGUAAUUUUACAAAAAGUAACUGGAAACAGUAUUUAUUUUGAGGAAGAAACUACACUACACAACUGUGUAGUAAAGGAUACUGUGCUAUAGAAAUGUACAUUAUACUGAAUUUAAUGUUUGACAGGGCACUCUGAUUUAUUUCAAUCACAGUUUAAGGUCAAGUUAACUCAAUCAACUUGUAUUAAUUAAAAAGCAGGUAUAAAACACACUUAGGUGGUCUCAUUUUGUAUUUAUACUUAACAGCAAAUAAUCAAACUCUCUGCAUUUGAAUGGGAAAUAGUAUGAAGUAUUACAGGUUCAUAGAAAAGAAAAGCGGGUUCAUAGAAAGUUAUAACUUUGGAAAUUAAGGAGAGUGAAAAACAAGACAAGCACAGUCACACUGCAAGCCAUGGAUGUCUUCCAACAGUUCGUUAGGCAGGUAUAAGUCUGAUAACUGUAGUGGAGUAAGAGUAUGAGUAGGGGAGAUGUUCCCUUCUCUUCAUGUUCUCUUAAUUUCAGGUUUAUGGAAUCCUAAACUUGAGAUUACAAUAUUUAUUAUUUGAAAGCUAAAAGCUAUAAUCUUGAACUUAAAUGUAUAUACAUGUAUUCGCCUUUUCCAUAGCAUUUGACCUUCCUUUUUCAUCCCUACAACUCCCCAGUCAACUAUGCCCACCUUAGAGAAAACAGGCACAGGGAUGUUUUUCUUGGAUGUUUAUUUCCCUCCUGAUCCUGCAUUACCUGACACUCUAUAAAAGGCAGCAGCCGCUUUUCUUGCCUCGUCUCUUGGCCUGCAGUGCUGCCCUGGUGGCCAUUUCAAACACUUCCCUCACACCAUCCUUCGUCUUGGCCGAGCACUCCAAGUAACCAAAAGCAUUGAUCCGGUUAGCCAUGUCCCUGGCCUCAUCCGACUUCACUGGUUCCUGCGUGGCCGAUCAAAAAAUAAAGGAAAAUCAGCUAAACUCAUAGAUAUCCUUUUAAAAAGUGUAAGAACAUGGGAUGACUUUCAGGACCAGUAGGAGAGCAGGCAAGAUCAUUGCUGAUCCUUCACAUCCCGGUCACCACCUAUUCCAGAGACUUCCCUCCGGAAAAAGGUUCCGGGCCAUCAGGACUAAAACGUCUCGCCAUCUGAACAGUUUUUUCCCCGUGGCAGUGGGGCUCACAAACAAGCCCCACUGACUCUGCAUCACACUGACUCUACC